UGACCCUCAGCUCACCAGCCAGACCGCUGGUUCGCCGCCGCCAUGGCAAUGAGGCAGAAGCCGCUCACCUGCUCCGGCCACAUGAGACCAGUGGUUGAUUUGGCCUUCAGUGGCAUCGCGCCUUAUGGCUAUUUCUUAAUCAGCACUUGCAAAGAUGGUAAACCUAUGCUACACCAGGGAGAUACAGGAGACUGGAUUGGAACAUUUUUGGGUCAUAAGGGUGCUGUUUGGGGUGCAACACUGAAUAAGGAUGCCACCAAAGCAGCUACAGCAGCUGCAGAUUUCACAGCCAAAGUGUGGGAAGCUGUCUCAGGAGAUGAACUGAUGACCCUGGCUCAUAAACACAUUGUCAAAUCUGUGAAUUUCACUCAGGAUAGUAAUUACUUGUUAACUGGGGGACAGGAUAAACAGUUAUGCAAACCUGAAGCAGAACCCAAGGAAAUCAGUGGUCACACCUCUGGUAUUAAAAAGGCUCUGUGGUAUAGUGAUGAUAAACAGAUUCUAUCAGCUGAUGAUAAAACUGUCCGCCUUUGGGAUCAGGCUACUACGACAGAAGCGAAAUCUCUAAAUUUUAAUAUGUCUGUUAGUAGUAUGGAAUAUAUUCCUGAGGGAGAGAUUUUGGUUAUUACUUAUGGACGAUCUAUUGCUUUUCAUAGUGCAGUAAGUUUGGAGCCAAUUAAAUCCUCUGAAGCUCCUGCAACCAUCAAUUCUGCAUCUCUUCAUCCUGAGAAAGAAUUUCUUGUUGCAGGUGGUGAAGAUUUUAAACUUUAUAAGUUUGAUUGUAACAAUGGAGAAGAAUUAGAAUCCUACAAAGGACACUUUAGUCCUAUUCACUGUGUGCGAUUUAGUCCUGAUGGAGAACUCUAUGCCACUGGUUCUGAAGAAGGAACAUUGAGAUUGUGGCAAACUGUGGUAGGAAAAACAUAUGGCCUUUGGAAAUGUGUGCUUCCUGAAGAAGACAGUGGUGAACUGGCAAAGCCGAAGAUCAGUUUUCCAGAGACAACAGAAGAAGAGCUAGAAGAAAUUGCUUCGGAGAAUUCAGAUUCCAUCUAUAGUUCAACUCCUGAAGCUAAGGCCUGAAUCUGACAUAUGCCACAGAUAGUACAAACUUAUGGACUAAAACAAGCAAGCAGAGAAGAGCAUCAGCCUUCCAGAGAGCUGCUCUCCGCAUAAGGCAAACACA
Molecule: messenger RNA, 1183 nt
Organism: Choloepus didactylus (southern two-toed sloth)
Lineage: Eukaryota; Metazoa; Chordata; Mammalia; Pilosa; Megalonychidae
Product: serine-threonine kinase receptor-associated protein-like
Exons: 1
Coding region: 43-1080 (345 amino acids)
Biological process (GO): spliceosomal snRNP assembly
Cellular component (GO): SMN complex
Molecular function (GO): protein binding; RNA binding
Source: RefSeq, a predicted model, not a curated record